Molecule: messenger RNA, 2249 nt
Organism: Anopheles coluzzii
Lineage: Eukaryota; Metazoa; Arthropoda; Insecta; Diptera; Culicidae
Product: double-stranded RNA-specific editase 1-like
Exons: 4
Coding region: 530-1774 (414 amino acids)
Source: RefSeq, a predicted model, not a curated record
UGCAUAGUGUGUGCUGUCUAUUCUGGCCCGGCAAAUCGGCUGCACGGCUUUCGCCGGAAUCCGCCGGAAGCUUUCCGGUGCUGCUUGCGAUGUUAGUCACAUCAUUCGGUAGCAGUUCUGGGUGGGGAGGGUGGGUUUCUUCCGGAUCCUAAUUAUUCACCUAUGGUGCACCGACGUCAUUCAAUCAUUGUUCAGUUAGGUGUGAGGGAGAGACGGGGCGUAUCCCAUCCACAAUCCCAUGAACUUGACCGUGGACACUCACCCGUUCGGUUGAUGCACGGUCGGGUUGUAGGCAAUGUGGAAUGGGAAGGGAAAGGGUAGAUACAUGGCGGCAGAUACUGCUCGCUCGCUACCAAUCGAGGAGUGGGAUGUGAAGUGGUUAGCGUUAGCAUGGUUUCUCCAGGGCCUGACUCAAAAUUAGCUUCAUGUGGAACUUCUGUGUUAAAUCGGAACUUGUUGAGAGCAUCGGUAAAAUACGCCAUCAACCCCCAUCAUCUCAGUAACCGACAAUUGCUUCAGCUAAUGCCUAAUGGUGUUCCCUUCAGUCAGUGGAUGGUGGAUGUCUUCGAGCCGCAGGCGGUUGCACAGCGCUGGGCGAUUGUGUCCGGUUGAGCGAAAUGCGCGUCGCCCCACAACUUCAGCCACCGGAGCUCAGGCUAUUGCCGCGUCCCCACGGCGAGCGUCCUCUCCUUUCCCCUUCGCCGGGGGUAAACAAACCGUCGCCGAUACAGCGGAUCACCAAAUUAAGGAAGCGAAACACAACGUUAUGGCCCUAGACGCUCCGAUGAACACGCCCGAUUCACUCAGUGGCGGGGAAGGCAGUCAGCAGGAAGGUGGUGGUGGCAGUAAAGCGAAAGACUCGCGGUUUUUCAUCAAAAAACCACUUAACGCUUUGGAGCGCAAGAAAAGCGAGAAACAGCGCAAAGCGCGCCAGCUCCGUCGGCUGCGCAAGUGGCUGAUGCCGAAGAAUGCGAUCGUCGCCCUGCACGAGUUGCAGGGCCCAGGCAUGACUGAGUUCACCAUCAACACGAACGGACAGGAAACCAAGGCAGAGCUCGUGAUCAACAACGUCCGGUAUGAGGCGACGGCGCCUAACAAAAAUCUCGCUAAAGCCCAGGCGUCCGAGAAAGCGCUGCGCGAUCUCGUCUUUGCGCAGAUGGCGCGAGUGAAGCAGCAGCGCAGUGCGGGUGCCACUAAAUCCACCACCGCUUCCAACACCGAUGACAAUGUGGAUGGAGCAAACGGCAACAGUAACGGCGACGGCAACGAUGGUGCCGCCGCUGCCGGAGAAUCCGAACCGAUGGAUUGUAUCGAGUCGGAGGACUUACCGAUGGAGCAUCUGGCUGCGUUUGCACUUCACAAACUCUUCACCCAGUGGGAGGCGGAAGGGUUUGAAGUGCCGUUCAUAAAACCGUCCCGGACGAAGGUGGUGCCCGCCGCCAGUGGACAGACGGCGCCUGCCGCCAAUGCCCAGCCCGAACAAGGCGGGGGGAUCAUGCCUAAGGUGACGAAGACGGUGGCCGAUUUACCAUCGGACGCUUCCAAGCGCCACCCAACAGCACUGUUUGCAUAUAUGCGCCCACAAAUAGCAUACGAAGAUCUCGGCUCCAACAAUGACCAGACAAACCGCGAGUUCAUUGCCGGCUUGCGGUCGGACGGGCAGUACUUCAUCGGCAAGGGACGUUCGAAGAAACUGGCUCGCAAGGCGGCUGCGAUCGAUGCCUGCAAGAUACUGUUUGGUGUAGAGUUCGACGAGAGUGUGCUGCAGGGUUAGGCGUAUAACAAUUAGCCUACAAUGGCACGUAAUUGUAUAGAGACGUGAAUCGUAUGCUGAUGGGGCUAUAUAACUUAAUUAAGCGCUUUUAAACUGUAACUUUUAACAUUUUUUUUGUGGUAUCGAAGGACGUUUAAAUCAUUUUUAUUCGACAAUUCUGUUAGCUCCUGAAAGACAGGACCAUCCAAGUUAGAGGACUUUUACACACAGGACUGUCACGUCUCGAAAACCUUACGGGCUGGCAUGUCCACUCAGGAUGUAAUGCCGUCACGCUCACGUAGAAGAAGAAAAAAGCAUACGUAGAGCAAAGAAGUACACGUUGACUAACAUAAACUUAGAAAAUAUUGACUGAUUCAUUUCCUACUGUACACAGCGCUAAUGCUUUGUCCAAGAUUUUUUUUUUAAUAAUAACUAAGCUAUUAAGAUUAGCUUUCAGCCGAACCCCAAACUUAAAUAAAUUGAAAAAAAAUACAAA